AGACAGGGAAGCAUCAGUAUCGAUAACGGCUUAUAUGUGCGGCUCAUGAGACCACUGUGAGCUACAAUGGGAUAUUGUACAGACUACAGGACAAAUACUUACCUUUAAGCACCUGGACUGGUGGUGCCAGCAGUCAUGACCACUUCUCAUGUAAACGGACAUGUAACAGAAGACUCUGACAGUGACAAGCAGAGCUCAGAUCUCGCCGCUCAAGAGGAGCCACCCAAACACAGGGAAAUGGCCGUCGAUUGUCCCGGGGACUUAGGUUCGAGGGCGAUGCCCAUCCGACGGAGCGCCCAACUAGAACGCAUCCGGCAGCAGCAGGAGGACAUGAGGCGCAGGCGGGAGGAGGAAGGGAAGAAACAAGAGCUGGAUGUUAAUUCAUCUAUGAGGCUUAAAAAGUUGGCACAGAUUUUCCCUAAAACUGGAAUUGACAACCCUAUUUUUGAUACUGAUGAAGUGCUGGUGUUGGAAAGUCCUAGCCGGGCUGUGAAAGUACUGGAGAUUGAAGACUUGUUAUCGUCGCUCAAGGAUAUCCAGCACACCUUGGUAGACUCUCAGAGCCAGGAAGAUAUUGGCUUACUUUUCCAACUGGUGCAAAAUGUGGACUUUCAGAACGCCUUCAAGAUCCACAAUGCUGUGGCCGUGCACAUGAACAAAGUCAGCCCCCCGUACCCGCUCGUUCCUAACGCACAAGAUCUAACACAAGAGGUACAGCAAGUGUUAAAGUCCAGCCAUCAGAAGGAAAGUCAGGAGCUUAGUGUCUUGCUAAACACCCCUCACAUUCAGGCUCUUCUUCUGGCCCAUGACAAGGUUGCGGAGCAGGAGAUGAUGCCUGAGCCCUCAUCAGAAGAUUGCUUUUACGAGAACAUUGGGCUAUAUGGAGACGAGACCGUAAAAAUUGUCCGAAUAGACAAAGCCAGAGAUAUCCCAUUGGGGGCCACUGUGCGGAAUGAUGGGGAUUCUGUCAUUAUCAGCCGGAUAGUCAAGGGUGGGGCAGCGGAAAAGAGCGGCUUGUUACACGAAGGGGAUGAAAUCCUUCAAAUAAAUGGCACCGAGAUCCGAGGGAAAGAUGUGAACGAGGUGUUUGAACUGCUGGCUGAUAUGCAUGGCAACUUGUCAUUUCUGCUGAUUCCCAGCCAACAGUCCAAGUCACUGUCCACUAAAGAAUCUGUGGUACAUGUAAAGGCUCACUUUGACUACGACCCAUCUGACGACCCUUAUGUGCCAUGCAGAGAGCUAGGCCUAUCCUUCCAGAAAGGAGACAUCCUCCAUGUUAUUAGUCAGGAGGACCCCAACUGGUGGCAGGCUUAUCGGGAUGGUGAUGAAGACAACCAGCCUUUGGCAGGACUUGUACCUGGAAAGAGCUUCCAGCAGCAGAGAGAAGCUAUGAAACAAACGAUAGAAGAAGACAAAGAACCAGAAAAAUCGGGGAAAUUGUGGUGUGCAAAGAAAAAUAAGAAGAAAAGGAAGAAGGUUCUGUACAACGCCAAUAAAAAUGAUGAUUAUGAUAAUGAAGAAAUCCUGACGUACGAGGAGAUGUCCCUUUAUCAUCAGCCGGCGAACAGAAAGCGGCCAAUCAUUCUCAUUGGGCCCCAGAGUUGUGGGCAGAAUGAGCUACGGCAAAGACUCAUGGCAAACGAACCAGACAGAUUUGCUGCCGCCGUACCUCAUACCACUCGGAGCAGGAGGGAGAAUGAAGUGUCAGGGCGUGACUAUCACUUUGUGUCGCGGCAGACUUUUGAUGCGGACAUUUCUUCUGGGAAGUUCAUUGAGUCUGGGGAGUUUGAGAAAAACCUAUAUGGCACCAGCGUGGACUCUGUACGGCAAGUCAUCAACUCCGGCAAAAUCUGCCUCUUGUGUCUGCACACGCAGUCCCUAAAAAUGCUCCGUAAUUCUGAUUUAAAGCCAUAUAUUAUAUUCAUUGCGCCACCUUCUCAAGAAAGGCUGAGGGCAUUAUUGGCCAAGGAUGGCAGGAAUCCCAAGCCAGAAGAGCUGAGAGAGAUCAUUGAGAAAGCCAGAGAAAUGGAGCAGAACAACGGCCAUUACUUCGAUACAGCAAUUGUAAAUACAGACUUAGACAAGGCUUAUCAGGAACUGAUUCGGCUGAUCAACAAACUGGACACGGAGCCUCAGUGGGUCCCUUCUUCGUGGCUGCGGUGAACAGAGGAGGGUGCUAGCCGUUUGUAGGCAAUCACGGGGGAGGGGGGCUCAAAGCACUUGCUGAAUACAGAGGUGCAGGAGAGCGCCAUUAUCCUUCUCCAGUGGAAUCCAGUGCUGGUUGGUACAUACAGAUGGUGCAUCCCACAGUACCCCAGCCGGUGGCAUUACCCAAAGCUUAGUGAGAAGGAGAAGGACCUUAACUGAACCAGCGAGACUCGUUUCUGCUUGAUGAUGAUUGUUUUAGUUGCUCUUUAUAAGAUAAACACCAAUCAAAUUCAAUGUAGUUUGUCAACUUAAGCUGAAAACACUAGGAUUUAGCGGUGUCCACGCUCUGUACAGCGCCCUCUGCUGCCGGGAGGACUAUAAACCCUGCAGAAGUUUUUUUUUAUUCCCCAGGGAAACAAGCGGCUGUUGCUCCUCACUAUACACACCGAGCACAUGUUACUACCUGACGGCACACACUGGAUUGUUUUUGUUGUUCUUUUUACACACACUGAUCUCGUAAGCAAAGUGCUCGUUUCUACCCGCCGGCUUCCAGUGUAACCAUAGAAAGAAAAAAAUCUGUGAAAUAAAUCAAUCCUAUUAACUCCUA
Molecule: messenger RNA, 2755 nt
Organism: Xenopus laevis (African clawed frog)
Lineage: Eukaryota; Metazoa; Chordata; Amphibia; Anura; Pipidae
Gene: pals1.L
Product: protein associated with LIN7 1, MAGUK family member L homeolog
Biological process (GO): animal gross anatomical part developmental process
Cellular component (GO): bicellular tight junction; plasma membrane; apical plasma membrane
Molecular function (GO): kinase activity; transferase activity; nucleotide binding
Source: RefSeq, marked provisional